AUGCAUCUCGACGGCUUCGAGAGGCACCUGGCGCCCGGGUUAUCUAAUCUGACUUGGGCAUCCCUUAAUAUAGAAGGGUUCUUGCAGUCUGCGACCGCUGCUUUGGAAAAACUGGAUUUGUUGGUGGUGACAGUCAACGACAUUAUAGAGAACAGAAUAGAAAACAACAUCAAGUCACUUGCCGAAACACUCCUAGUAGACCUACCAGCUGCGGGCGAAGUGAUAUCUCUAAAUCGUUUCGUGGAAAUGCAAGAACACCACGUCGCGAAGUGCACAGAGCUGCUUAAUGCUCGCUCUGUAGAAAUCGAAAACGCUGUUAGAGACCUGCUUGAAGUCAUUCAGAAACAGCCCUUGGAGCUGGCUAACUCUGCAGUGGGCAAUACUGCCGACCGUAACCCAAUAUCAUGUUUCGCAGGCUCAGCGCCAUCUGCGUGCGCCGUUAACGCCAUAUUCGAGGUUGAUAUUCAGUUGGACGGGACGGGGGUGAGGCUUCAGCCGUCGAUCGACGACUUUCAGGAGGCAAUAAACAGGUCGGCAGUGGCGAUCUUAAAUUGUUCAAAAGGUAUUCGCCAGUGGGGUGCAAGUGAAAGAAGAGACGGGAGUGAGGCCGCAGCAGGCCCACGCUGUAACGGCUUUAGUGACCGCAUGACGGGGGAGAGGGACAUCCAGAAAGUUCUUCUGUGCUUUCUCGGAUCAAUCCAAAAUAUCCGAGACGAGGUCUCCAAGUACCUCGUUAAAUUUGACGCAUUCAAGUGGCUCUGGUCGGAGCCUUGCAAGGAGAACUACUUAGCAUUCGCGAAGCAGAAUCCAUCAUUGGAGGACUUUGAAAAAAAGCUGAAAAGCUUUCGAGACGUUGAAACACAACUGAACUCAAUGGAGCAGGCAAAACCGAUUGGAAUGCUGCUAAUAAACAGUUCGGCGCUUUUCCCCCAGCUAAUAGAGCUUGCCAGAAAGUGGAACGUAUACUACCUUAGCCAAUUACACGUCAGCGCGAAGGAACGCUUGGAGAAACUAAUGGAGCAGAUUCGACAGGGGUAUAAAGGUCUUCAUCGUCCGGUGGCCGACAUAGAUGCCUUGCGGCACGUCAUGGACACACUCACGUCGAUAACUCAACAGGAAUCGGACAUAGAGACACAGUUUGAGCCGGUCUUCACGAUGUACAGCAUGAUCGACCGCUAUCUUCCAAGCAAUGUGGUACUUAUUGACAAAGACGAACAAGACCAGAGGCUUCUUCUGCGUUCGUCUUGGUCCAAGUUGAUCGAGGAAGCUCAGGAAGCGCAAGCGCGCCUGCAAAAAAUGCAGCCAACGUACAAGAGGGAGCUCAUUCUUAACAUUAAUGCCCUAAAGGCAGACUCGAAACAGUUCAGGGAAGAGUUUACGAAAAACGGGCCUGCAUGCCCGGGCAUUAGACCCAGGGAUGCAGUGGAGCGUGUCAAACGGUUCAAAGCAGAAUGUGAUGUACGAACCCGGAAACAGGAAGUCUACUACGCAGGGGAGGAACUCUUCGGCUUUCCCCAUCAGGCGUAUCCGGAACUCGAGCAGACAAAAAAGGAGUUAGCGAACUUGACUCUGCUCUAUGACAUUUACGUCCAGGUCAUAGAUACUAUCAAGGAGUGGAAAGAUAUACUUUGGGCAGAAGCUCCCCCGCAAAUACCCUACAUGACGGAAAAGAUCCAGAACUUUUCAGACGCUUGCAGAAAAUUGCCCAAACAGCUGAAGACCUCUGACGCCUUCGCUGAGCUCAAGAAGGAAAUAGACGACUUUACAGAAGUUUUGCCGCUUUUGAAGGAGCUGAGCAAACCGUCCAUCGUAGCACGUCACUGGAAGCAGGUAGAAGACGUCAUUGGGAAACCCCUUGGUACUGAGAACGAGAUGACGCGCUUGCAAGCACUACUUGAUGCAGAUCUGCUUCAGUACAAGGAUGACAUUUUUGACAUCUGCGAGUCAGCAGACAAACAAUUGGUGAUAGAGGGGAAACUAAAAGACAUUGAGAACAUGUGGAAGACUAGCAUGCUUGAAUUCGGCAAAUGGAAAUCACGAGAUUACAACUGCAUUCUGCAAGGAGGACGCGUGCAAGAGAUUCAGGAAAUGCUUGAGGAGUCUCAGAUGACACUCAACACGAUGAAUGCCAUGCGCCAUGUCGCACCUUUCAAAGAAAGGGUAGUCAACAUGCUCACCACACUCUCAGAUGUCGCAGACACAAUCGAAAGCUGGACAAAAGUUCAAGUAUUGUGGACAUCACUGGAGCCCGUAUUCACUGGAGGUGAUAUCGCUAAGCAGAUGCCUGGCGAGGCCAAGAGGUUCCAUGCCAUUGACAAGGACUGGACAAGGAUUAUGGCAAGAGCAUCAGAGACUCUCAUUGUAGUAGAGUGCUGUCAAAAUGAGCUUCUGAGACAGCUACUCCCCACGCUAUUCUCUGGUCUUGAGAGCUGCCAAAAAUCGCUGGAGUCGUACCUUGAGGGCAAGCGCAAUAAGUUUCCGCGUUUUUAUUUCGUGUCUAAUCCUGUACUUCUGAAGAUCUUGUCUCAAGGAUCGGACGCAGAAACUGUUCAAGAUGACUUGGGAAAGUUGUUUGACGCCAUUUCCAGAGACUGUCGGGCGUUCGAGCGUGUGUUGAAGGUUGAAUUUGACAAAGCGGAUCGAAAGAAGAUAACAGCUAUUAAAAGCGUAGCCGGCUCAGCAGAAGAAGUGGUUCUUCUGAGUAAUCCUGUGAAAGUGGAGGGAAACAUAGAAGAGUGGCUUCGUUCGCUGGAGUCCCAAAUGCAAAAAUCAGUUCGGAGGGAAUGCAAAUACGCUGCUCAUGAGUCUGGGUCCAUAUACACGCAAAUGACGUUGCGGGAGUUCUGCGACAAGUACAUUGCCCAGGUCUCGCUACUAGGGCUUCAGAUGGUGUGGACAGCGGACUGCCAGGAAGCCUUAGACAAGAUGUCUAAAGAACGCGACCGCACAAUAAUGUCACAAACAAACAAAGUCUUCGCCACUAUGAUGGCAGAUCUGGUGCAAUGCUGCUUGUCGGACCUUGGGACUAGCCUCAACCGCACAAAGUACGAAACGCUUGUUACGAUUCAUGUCCACCAGCGAGAUGUGUUCGCCGACAUUUGGAAGAAAGUCAAGGAGCACCGCCUCAAGGAUUCAAGCGAUUUUGAAUGGAUGAAACAGACCCGCUUAUACUGGAACAACGACGCAGAAAGUGCAGUCAUCUCAAUUGCCGACGUCGAGUUUUCGUACUGCUAUGAGUAUCUUGGGGUCAAGGAGCGGCUGGCGAUUACUCCGUUGACAGAUAGGCAAAGCGGUUUAUGGGGCUGCUUCGACGAAUUCAAUCGAAUCGACUUGGAGGUCUUAUCAGUUGUCGCAAUGCAGAUAGAGUCCAUAACCAUGGCAAAAAAACAAGCUCUAAAGUCAUUUUUGUUCCCCGGGGAGUCGGCGCCCAUCAAGCUAGUGCCAACCACAGCAUACUUCAUUACCAUGAAUCCGGGGUAUGCGGGAAGGCAGGAACUGCCGGAAAACUUGAAAGUGUUGUUUCGAAGUGUGUCUAUGAUGGUCCCUGAUAGACAGAUAAUCAUAAAGGUCAAACUGGCUUCGGUAGGGUACAUGGAUAUUGACAACCUUUCAAAUAAGUUUAAAGUGCUCUACGGCUUGUGCGAAGAACAGCUUUCAAAACAGAGACACUAUGACUUCGGUCUGAGAAACAUCUUGUCCGUGCUUAGAACAGCGGGAGCUACAAAACGCAGCGAGCCGGAUGCGGACGAAGAAAUGCUGCUCAUGAGAACUCUUCGUGAUAUGAACUUAUCCAAGCUGGUUGCGGAUGAUGUUCCCCUCUUUCUUUCACUCCUGUCCGACAUUUUCCCUCGUCAAUCCAAUCCGCCAAAGACAGUAUAUCAGGAGAUCGAAAACGCAGUUGUGCAGGAGCUACAGAAACGUGGGCUCGUUCGUACUGAUGAAUUCUUUCUCAAAAUUAUGCAGCUCUACGAGUGUACUGUUGUGUUCCUACCUCAGACGUCUGUCGUCCGUCAUGGGUUCAUGCUGGUUGGCGACUCUUGUUCCGGGAAGACAACAAUUGCAAAUACACUCACAGCGGCACUAACAGCCACAGGGCAGCAAACACGAAUUGUGACGAUGAACCCGAAAGCAAUCACUGCUCAGCAGAUGUACGGCGUCAAGGAUGCAAUAUCCGAUGAAUGGACACCAGGUAUAUUUGCCUGGAUGUGGUCCCGUUACAACAAUCGGGCGUUGAAAUUCAAUACCUGGAUAACGUGUGACGGGCCCGUAGACGCCAUUUGGAUUGAGAACCUCAAUACAGUUCUGGAUGACAACAAAAUAUUGACCCUAGCAAACAAUGAUCGCAUUCCAAUGACGGAAAACACAAGGUACAGAUGCAGGGUUCAAGCAUUCGUCACUAGCAGCUACCCAGUGCCGAACGUGCCCGUCAGUUCUACGGUUUGCCCUGCAGAAUGCACCCUAACAACAAUGCAGCGCACAGUUGUCCCGCUGUGCUACUUUUUUACUGCAUUCAGGAUCGUGUUUGAGGUAGAAAAUCUUAACAAUGCGUCACCAGCUACUGUAAGCCGAGCUGGGAUUAUCUUUGUUUCCUCGUCGGAUUUAGGAUGGAAGCCGUUAAUUCAGAGCUGGCUGGAGCACCUUUCUGUAGAAACACCUGAAGGACCUCAGAAGGCGAAAAUAAUGAGAGAACUUUUUGACAAGUGA
Eimeria necatrix is the source of this 4704-nucleotide messenger RNA. RefSeq lists its product as hypothetical. The transcript is spliced from 21 exons. Gene Ontology annotation, cellular component: dynein complex. The coding region runs from base 1 to 4704 and encodes 1567 amino acids. NCBI's taxonomy places the organism in Eukaryota, Apicomplexa, Conoidasida, Eucoccidiorida, Eimeriidae. Gene Ontology annotation, biological process: microtubule-based movement. The record is from RefSeq and is a predicted model, not a curated record. Gene Ontology annotation, molecular function: dynein light intermediate chain binding; ATP binding; minus-end-directed microtubule motor activity.